Molecule: messenger RNA, 1010 nt
Organism: Oryza brachyantha (malo sina)
Lineage: Eukaryota; Viridiplantae; Streptophyta; Magnoliopsida; Poales; Poaceae
Product: 40S ribosomal protein S9-2-like
Exons: 3
Coding region: 52-636 (194 amino acids)
Biological process (GO): positive regulation of translational fidelity; translation
Cellular component (GO): cytosolic small ribosomal subunit
Molecular function (GO): structural constituent of ribosome; rRNA binding
Source: RefSeq, a predicted model, not a curated record
ACCACCACACCUUCCCCUUCUCCGGCGGCGGCGAGCGGCGAGCGGCCAGCCAUGGUGCACGUGAGCUUCUACCGCAACUAUGGUAAGACCUUCAAGAAGCCAAGGCGUCCGUAUGAGAAGGAGCGUCUUGAUGCUGAGCUGAAGUUGGUGGGUGAGUAUGGCCUGCGGUGCAAGCGUGAGCUGUGGCGUGUGCAGUAUGCCCUUAGCCGCAUCCGAAAUGCGGCCAGGGAGUUGCUCACCCUGGAUGAGAAGAACCCCCGCCGUAUCUUUGAGGGCGAGGCACUCCUCCGCCGCAUGAACCGCUAUGGUCUCCUUGGUGAGGGUCAGAACAAGCUUGAUUACGUGCUUGCACUCACUGUUGAGAACUUCCUCCAGCGCCGCCUUCAGACCAUUGUCUUCAAGAAUGGCAUGGCCAAGUCAAUCCACCAUGCACGUAUCCUUAUCAGGCAGCGUCACAUCAGGGUGGGAAGGCAGCUCGUCAACAUUCCUUCUUUCAUGGUGAGACUCGAGUCUGAGAAGCACAUUGACUUCUCUCUCACCAGCCCGCUUGGCGGCGGCCCUGCUGGAAGAGUGAAGAGAAAGAACCAGAAGAAGGCCUCCGGUGGUGGUGACGACGGUGAGGAGGAAGAAGAGUAAGAGCUCGGCCGUCUUGCCUCGUAGGAACUUCUCUCAGCAUGAACUGAUUGAACCGUCAAUUGAGCUUAGAAAAACUUUUAGAUGGUGGCAGUGGGGGGUUGUCGUUGAGUCUUUUUACCUUAAUUCAGAGCCCUUCUUUGGGAGACAGUUUUGAAACCGUUGAUUUAUCCCUCUCCGGGUAAACAUGUGAACCCUAAUUGACACUCAUGUUUAAUUUAAAGCCUUGUGGCAUCUCCAGAACAUGAUCAAAUGUAUGUACGUUUUUUGUCAGUGGCAAUUGCAUAUUCAGGCAAAUCGAGUCCUCUCCAGUGAGAUUCACACGAAUUUGCCUGUGAGAUUCACUCGAAUUUUGUCAACCAAAAAGGACUCGUCCU